Molecule: messenger RNA, 1187 nt
Organism: Myxocyprinus asiaticus (Chinese sucker)
Lineage: Eukaryota; Metazoa; Chordata; Actinopteri; Cypriniformes; Catostomidae
Product: ciliogenesis-associated TTC17-interacting protein-like
Exons: 6
Coding region: 342-881 (179 amino acids)
Biological process (GO): cilium organization; actin filament polymerization
Source: RefSeq, a predicted model, not a curated record
AGAAAGUCAUACACAUCUGGGAUGGCAUGAGGGUGAGUAAAUCAUGAGAUAAUUUUCAUUUUGGGUGAACUAUACCUUUAAGAUUGUUAAAACCUAUGCUUGAUCCAUGUAUUGACAACAGCCUAUACAGUGUAUCCGGAAGGCUUGAGAUAUUGGAAGAGAAUCAUCGUGAAUAUGUAAAGCUGGACAGCCACACACUGGACUGAAAGGUACAUCGGGUUAGACAAGAUGAACAGCUAGUGGUAAACAGGAUAAUUUCAGAGAAAGAGGGAGUGAAGACUCGAACCCAGGCAUUACCAUUGAGCUCUCUAAAAGGCUUGGUGUCUGAGGCUUCCAUCUUCAUGAUCCUGCACAUACUGGCACGACAAAAGAUUGUUCCAGAAAACAUGACAUUCCUGUCAUUUAAUGAAGAUAGUGUGAUAUCAAAUUCAACCUAUAGAACUCUUGGUUGGAAGAAGCAGAUGAUUGGGAAAGAAUUGGUCGAUAUCUUUGGAAUUGAAAGGACUGUCUCCUCUUCAAAGGACUUCCCAGCAACUUGGCAUUGCUACUUCCUGUCUGAUGGGCAUCUAGCAAGCAGAUUGCAAUUGGGCGCACCUGCAAUGAUGAAGAUACUGCAUUUGCCGCUCAUGCUCGAUGGAGUUUUUUCAGUGGAGAAAGGCCAGAUUCCUGUGUUUGAAAAGAAGCCACUCCUGUGGGAUGAAGACAUGGAGCUUUACUCAAAGUUUCUUGACAGAAAGAUGGCAGUGUCUGUACAAAAGCAUAAAGCUAAAAUGUUAUCACUCAGAAGAGUUAAUAUCCUGAUCUCAAAAACAAUAUAUUAUUGCACGUGUAUACUGAUUCUCUUAUUCAUGAAAACAGGUCCUCAAAUCAAUGAAAUAUAACAUUUUAGCUUUAUGCUUUUGUACAGACACUGCCACCUUUCUGUCAAGAAACUUUGAGUAAAGCUCCAUGUCUUCAUCCCACAGGAGUGGCUUCUUUUCUUUUCUUUUUUUUUUUUCCUGACUUCCUGCAGUUUCUGCUGUUGAGGAAACCUCAAGAUGUCUUCUCCUUUGCACCCUUUGCCUCUCAAAGUUCCCUGGGAAAACCCUGUAAAGAUUUCCAGAACUCUAACAUUCCAGAAAUACUGGAUAAUAAAUCGUUACCUAAGGUGUUUUAUGUUACAGAAAGAAUAAAUAAAGGUUUUCUUC